CAUUCCUGGGAAUAUAGGCAAGUUUUGUGUGUAAAUUUGGGAAUGUUUUCGAUAAAUAUAUAUUGACGCAAUUAAAAUGUCUCCGGAUCCAAGUACAUUAAAAACGUCCAUUUGUAAGACAAAUGAGAAGGCGGGUAGCGAAAGUAAAAUUGUUUGUAGUGACGUUCAAAUCAGGACAGCAACAACUACAUGCCAACCAAGUGAUAAUGGUGCAGCACAGAACAUGGAGGCGAGCAACACUCCUGCGUUAGCCAUUGGUGAGUUUCAAACUAACAUCGACGCACCGACAAAGGCGCCAUCAUUGUCACUUUGUCGAGAAAAACGUAAUGUUUCACCAUCCUCGGUUAAUUUGCAUGAAGCUUUCGUUGAUCCCCAGUCACCAUCAUCGUCGUCCUCCACUUCACAGACCACCAGUGCUAAUGAUGCCACUUUUGAACCAACAAUUGAAAUGAUGGUGAAUGAUUUCGAUGAUGAGCAAACAUUAAAUGAGGAAGAAGCCUUAGCUUCCCUCGAAUCACAAGAUCCAGAUGAGGAAAUAAAUACGCUAAAGGAAGAAAGUGAAAUGCCUUUAGAAGAAUUGCUAGCCAAAUAUAGAGCAUUGCCCCCUCAACCUCCCUCAACAGAACUAUCAAGGAAAAAAUCUAAAAAAUCAUCAUCACACAAGAAAAAACACAAGUCAAAGCAAAAGCGAGAUGCCCGUGCUACACAAACAUUACAUGAAUCUAUUGAAGAAAGCCCCACUUCCGUUGACGUUGCCGAAGCUUCGAAACAUGGCAAAACAAAUACAGAAAUGAUUAUUCCAGAAAGUGGAGAUGAGAAAGAUUUGGCUGAUGAUAAAAGGCUUGAAGAUUAUGACGAAGAAUGCGCCAGCAGCACAUUGUCACCACGAAAACCCCCAACUCCAUCAAUAGAUGAAGAGCGAAAAGAAGACGAUGGUAUUAUAAGCGAUAAUGGAAUUACACAUGGUGAAAUUCUUAAAGUUCGUCGAUCUCAUUUACUCGAUCUAUAUCCAGAAGGAACAUUUGAUAAUGUAGUUGUAGUUAAUGAUGAUAUGGCUGGCGAUAGUAAAGAAACAGAUAUUCCCCUAGAAUCUUUAUAUGGAGUUGAAGAUGAUGAUGAAGAAAUCGAAGAAGAAGAGGAUGAAGAUUAUAAAAAGAAAGUAAUGAUUGGAACAUUAUAUCAAGCUACUAUACCAGUAGGAUUGUCGCAGUAUGGCGAUAUUUUACCAUAUGAAAAUGAAGAUAAACUCAUUUGGGAACCCAGUCAAGUUAGUGAACGUGAAGUAGAAGAAUAUUUAAUUAAAAUACGAGACAUUAAAUCUAAUCAACAAGGCGAAGAAGAAGUUUCUGCCAUUGAAACAAACUUGGAAAACCAUUCAAAGGAAAAUGGUAGAGCUGUCAGCAAUAAAGACAAUCUGGAAAAUAAUUCCCUUUUAGCGAAUGGGGAUAAAUUACAUGUUGAAGCGUCAGCGACUACUAUAGAUAUGGACAGUCAGGCGGUAAUUAAAGAUAACGAACAGGCUCUUCAUUUGUUGGUACAAUGUGGUUAUGAUUUCAAGGAAGCCUUACGAAGAAAACGUUUGAAUGCGCUACCGCUUAAUGAUUGCAUGAGUUUAUGGUCCGAAGAAGAAUGUCAUAAAUUUGAGGAGGGCAUACAAAAGUAUGGAAAAGACUUUCUUAAAAUUAGACAAAACCAAGUACGAACUCGUACAAUGCGCGAGUUGGUACAAUUUUAUUAUUUGUGGAAAAAGAGUGAAAGAAGAGAUCACAAUUUCGCUAACGCUGAUACCGUAGAUCAUAUGGAUAUUUAUUUAAAUGAAGAUAACGAAUACGGAUCAAAUCCUGCCUCAGUUAUAACACCAGUAGGGUCACCAGUUGGUAAUAACUCAAAUUGUCCUGGUACUCGUAGAAAUAGCAAUGCUUCACAAAAAAACAUUUCCAUAAUGACUACCACUUCAACAAACAACUCCACACCGGCAGCUACAAAUUCAACGUCUCCUAGUACAUCUCUGCAGCAGCAGCAUCAACAACACCAUAAAAGACGUACACACACAAGUAAUGCGACGACAAGUGAUUUCAAUGAUGAGAACUCUAGUACCCUGCAAACAAACUCCACUAAAUGAUGACAACGGACAAAACGGUCUAAAAAACAUAUUUCACCGAUUCAAAAUCGUGUCAAAAGAAAACGUAAACGUAUAUUAGUUCGUAGACAUUUUCGUAAUAGUGUAAAGUUAUGUAAAACAUCAACUAAUAUUGCGAAUUAAACCCACAUACACAACAGAUAUUCCAUUGCAAUUACAAACAUACAUACAUAAUACAUGCAUACCUUUUAUACAUAAAACUUACUACAUACAUAUGAACAUGUUUUAAAAUAACCAUGUUGAAAAAAGAAUAAAAUCAUUUCAAUCUCUUAAUUGAGUUCUACUCAAAAAAAAAAGUUUUAGAAAAUAUAUUACAGCACUUGACAGAUGUACAUGAUUUAGUCAUAUAUAAAGACAUAAAAAAUAACUUCUGCCGCCAAAUACCUCAGUCUGUUGUUAAAACUUUAUAAUAAUUGUGACUGGAACAGGACAAUUAUUACUAUUUGUAGCUUAUGAAAAACAUUCGAGUUCAAUAAAAUAUGUAUGUAUAUUUAUUUUUGAAUUGAA
This is a messenger RNA of Calliphora vicina (urban bluebottle blowfly), 2647 nucleotides long. Its product is annotated as mesoderm induction early response protein 1. The transcript has 4 exons. Bases 77 to 2122 code for a protein of 681 amino acids. Gene Ontology annotation, molecular function: histone deacetylase binding; transcription corepressor activity. Gene Ontology annotation, biological process: negative regulation of transcription by RNA polymerase II. The record is from RefSeq and is a predicted model, not a curated record. Gene Ontology annotation, cellular component: nucleoplasm. Lineage: Eukaryota; Metazoa; Arthropoda; Insecta; Diptera; Calliphoridae.